Molecule: messenger RNA, 4429 nt
Organism: Onychostoma macrolepis
Lineage: Eukaryota; Metazoa; Chordata; Actinopteri; Cypriniformes; Cyprinidae
Gene: prkacaa
Product: protein kinase, cAMP-dependent, catalytic, alpha, genome duplicate a
Biological process (GO): peptidyl-serine phosphorylation
Cellular component (GO): cAMP-dependent protein kinase complex; nucleus
Molecular function (GO): cAMP-dependent protein kinase activity; ATP binding; protein kinase A regulatory subunit binding
Source: RefSeq, a predicted model, not a curated record
GAAUAGCAGACUGAAUCACUGGCCACACUUGGAGACAAAAGCAGCGUUGGAAGCACACCUGUAGCUCUCAGCUAAAGUGGAUGUGAGGGUCAAGCGUGCAAGGACCUCUUAGGAAGAGGCAUAGGGCUAUGAGCCUGAUGCUGUGAGGAAGAGGAGAAAGGAGGAACCGUCUCAGCAGGGCCCAUGUGUGACCGAAAAAGCUCCAGGAGGCAUGGUGGGAAGCGGGAAUCUCGUUCUUCAGGAGAGUCUCGUUCUUCAGGGGGAUCAGUGGAGGGAGGAGGAGGAGGAGGAGGGGGUAGUAGUGGUGGUGGUGGUGGUGGAGGAGUGGAGGGUCCCACGCUCCUAGUGGACGUUAAGGAGUUUCUUGCUAAAGCCAAAGAAGAUUUCCUAAAGAAAUGGGAGAACCCAGCACAGAAUACUGCAUCUCUGGACCAUUUUGAGAGGUUGAAGACUCUAGGCACUGGCUCGUUUGGACGAGUCAUGCUAGUCAAGCACAAAGAAUCAGGCCAGCAUUUUGCCAUGAAGAUCCUCGACAAACAGAAGGUGGUGAAACUGAAACAGAUAGAACACACACUGAAUGAGAAACGCAUCCUGCAGGCCGUCAGCUUCCCGUUCCUUGUGCGAUUGGAGCAUUCAUUCAAGGAUAAUACUAACCUGUAUAUGGUAAUGGAGUAUGUUCCUGGAGGAGAGAUGUUCUCUCACUUGCGUAGAAUCGGCCGGUUUAGUGAGCCUCAUGCCCGAUUCUACGCCGCCCAGAUAGUUCUGACCUUUGAAUACCUUCACUCACUUGAUCUUAUCUACCGAGAUCUAAAGCCUGAAAACCUGCUCAUAGACCAGCAGGGCUACAUACAGGUAACAGAUUUUGGAUUUGCUAAACGUGUAAAGGGCAGGACCUGGACACUGUGUGGCACACCUGAGUACCUGGCGCCAGAAAUCAUCCUCAGUAAAGGUUAUAAUAAAGCAGUGGACUGGUGGGCUCUGGGAGUGCUGAUCUAUGAAAUGGCUGCCGGUUACCCUCCGUUCUUUGCUGACCAGCCCAUCCAGAUCUACGAGAAGAUUGUUUCUGGAAAGGUUCGCUUCCCCUCACAUUUUAGCUCUGACCUGAAGGACCUGCUGAGGAACCUGCUGCAGGUAGAUCUGACGAAGCGCUUCGGUAACCUCAAGAACGGCGUCAACGACAUCAAGGGCCACAAAUGGUUUGCAACCACCGACUGGAUCGCAAUCUACCAGAAGAAGGUGGAAGCCCCCUUCAUCCCUAAGUGCAAAGGCCCCGGCGACACCAGCAACUUUGACGACUACGAGGAAGAAGAAAUCCGGGUCUCUUUCACAGAGAAAUGUGGAAAGGAGUUUGCUGAAUUCUAGAAGCAGCAGCGGAGGAGAGGGAUGGAGAGAAAUGAGAUGUGGGGCAACAGAGAGAAGAAAACGUUUUCCAGGGUGGUGAUGAUGAUGAUGGACUGGACUGAGCCUUAUCCGGUAACAACAACGUAGAGCCCUCACACACAGAUGGAGGGAGAAGAAGAACAAAGUCCUGAGAGAGACGCCAGCAGUGUUGCCUUUUCAGAUCCUUCGUCACUUGUUACUUGUCCAUUUUCAUGUUUUCCUCUUGUUUGGUAGCCAGGGUGCAUUGGGCAGAGAUUCAGUCACUUCUCUGUGACUGGCUGGCAUGGGAAUAUUUCUUCUUUUUUGUUUUUCCAGAGAUAUAGAGGUUACUUUCUGGUACAGAAUUUUGGCUUCUCCAGAGAAAAUUACACAACCCCCCCCUUUUUUUUUUUUUUUUUUUUUUUAAAUUAGCAAAGGUGUCCUUGCUCUGUAGUUCUCCACCCUGUCACAUCAUGUUUACUUCCUGUGCACCUAUUGGCACCCAAUACCAAAUCAAACCGACUUACACCGUUCAAGAGUUCUGGCUUUUUGUUUGACACGUCACCCAUUUCUCAUUUGGAUUUCAAGCAUCACACCACCAUCCUUCAAAUUUGUCAUGGCAUAUUAAUUGGCUACAGUACAGUGCUCUAAGAUCAGGCAGAAUCAGCCACUUGGUAUAAAGAUUGUUGUUUUGGAUCAUUCAUUCGUCAUUCUCUAGAUUAUUUAGUGUAUUUUAAGCCAGUAUGUUUGUAUUUAAGCCAAUAGAAUGUGCUUUGGGUUUAAAGUGGCCAUUGAAAAGACCGUAACUAUUUUAAAUUACACAUCUGUAGCAUGUAAGCAUACUUGAAGCUCCAAAUCCGUUAUUUUACACGUUUUCUCAGAUGGCUUUGAUUAUAAAAUAAAUUUCCAGAGAUAAACUUACGAUAAAAUUUACAGCGAGCACAAAGGCUUGUAAUACAGCUGGUUGUUUUUAAAAAGAUGCUUUUAAAGGAAAACGUUAAAGGAGAGCACUGUUUCUGUGGUUACACUGGGUUCCUGGUGGAUGAUGUUUUUUUGUUUUUUUUAUUAUUAUUAUUAUUAUUAUUAUUAUUCUUUCUGCCGUGUCGCCUGCUAGUGACCAAACCCUUUGUUUAAUUGAACAAGUCUGGUAUUUCUCCUUAUCCUUACCGACGAUAAGAAUAACCUCCACCUGACAUCAAAAUUGUUUGAAAAUUAGGCCGAUUUCCAAUACGUUUUAACUCUCUAAUGCUUCACUAAUCGAUCUCAAUUUCUGCUUCAAAUAAGCUUGUUGUUCAAGUUAGUUAGUGAAGCUCCAUUUGGCCUGUUGAAAUAUCGUCCAACGAACUGAUCAAAAUUAGUUCGCUUUCUAUCUUGCUUUGUAACUUUGUUGGAUGCAAGACAAUCUAAAUGCAAAAGUCCCCAUGAUUUUUUUGUUGUUGUUGUUUAGUUUCCAGAAGUGUGCAGUAAUGCGUAGUGUGUUGCAGAGAUUUUAUUUCGUUAUGCUUGAAACGCUUCGCGUCGAUGAAUAUUUAAUUCGAUUGUAAAGGUGAAGUGUAACUUCUGCACCAAUAGUGGCGCCAAACUGAACCGCAGUCUGUUUGAGUAACAGAAAGGACAUAAUAUAUUAGAAUUGAUCAAAGUCGUUAUUUUUGUGAUUUUGCUGCUACUAGUGGCGCAGAAUUGACACGCUUCACCUUUAAAACUGAGAUGCCCACCGUCGCUUACAGCUCAGUCCUUCAGGAGUCAGCUGUUCGUUGGGUGCCGAUUUCAAAAUCGUGCAAAGUCGGUUUUUGGUUUGUUCGUUUUGGUUUAUGAUAACUAAUGUAACUUAAUUUUGUUGAAUGUGUGCGAACUACAGAUUGGUGCCAGGUUAAAAUUGGUAUUUCAAACAACUCUUUUAAUAACAGAAGUAUCUAUUGGACACUGAAAGGCUUUGAUGCCAUUUAAAUUGCAGUGUGAGAUCAAAUUACUGUUCUUUUCCCUCUCAGGAAAUGUUUUCAAUGUAUUCUGCCAGAUUCACAGCCAAAACACACCAGAUUGGGUCAGUUUUUGACCAUUCGGGUGCUUAUGUAGCUUUAGAAACAUAGAUGAGCAAAGGGCAGGAGUUUAUAUUUCACAGAACAUUAUGGUAGGUUUAGAUUUUCUCUCCCUCAUUCCUCUCCCUGCAUGCCUAGCUUUUGCUGGGACAUUUUCUUGCCCUAUUUCUGGAGACUUUGUCAUAAAAUGGUUGUACAAACAGGAGAAACAGCUCCAUCUCUUGGUUUGAAAAGCUGGAGAACAAAACAAUCAGUGUUUAAAGAAUGCGUCUGUGUGUUUAGAUUACCCAGCAGGCUCUUCUGCGCUGGUUUUGUGACGCUUUAAGCAACGUAAGACUAUCCUCAACUGGUGUACUGAGUUAUAAUGUACAGGUUGGCUUCACGUGAGCUUUUUUCCUCAUCUUUGAGCUCGAUCGUGACAUGGAAGGGUUCUGUUUAAAGCAGCACCAUUUUAAAACAGUGACUUUUUGGGAAAUUAUGGCUCAAAUGCACCUUUCAUUACACCUUUUUUGUCAGAGCAUGGAAAAAUGUGACACUUUUGGCGGUAUUCAUAUGUCGUCCCUCUAUCUCUGGGUCCCGUCCCGUCCCUUCCUUUCAGAUACAUGGGUGUGACAUAUACAUCCUUCAGUCUGUUCAUUCACAUCGUCAGUCAUCUUUUUUUGUGUGUGUGCGCAUCAGUCCAUUAUACAGUUUGCCUUUGUACACAUCCAGUUUCCUACACUCUUCUAUUUGCUUUUUAAAAAAAAAAUCAUGAAGAAAACAUUUGAUUUACUUUUGCAUAUUUUCUAAGUGUAUUUUCAAUAACAGGAGUCUCUUUCCUCCCGACAUGGGUAUGGUGAUGGUGUAGUCUAUUGUACCUUCUCGGGAAACAAUACUGUAUAUUCUCUGCCUUUAACAGUCUUAAUUAUUUUACCUUCUGGAGAAGUUGACGGAUACCCGUAGGACACAUCGAGUAUGUUUAAAAAAAAAAAAAAUACACAGAAUAAUAUUUUGCAACAUGUAUCAUUCCAAUAAAGUUUUAAUUGUUAAAAUUA